This is a messenger RNA of Adineta steineri, 1694 nucleotides long. The record is from the annotation of a GenBank genome assembly. Lineage: Eukaryota; Metazoa; Rotifera; Eurotatoria; Adinetida; Adinetidae.
AAAAUCUAUAAGAAAAGAUAUUUGUUCUUGACUGUCAAAUGAAAUUCAUCAAAAAAUUUUUUAUUAAUUAUUUUCUAUCUAUCUAGAAAUAUUUCUAGUAUUAAUUAUCAUAUGAUCUUAUAUUGUAGAUAUUGAUUUCUCAAAUAAAAAUGAGACUAUUUUUUAAUACUUGCCUAUAUUAUCGUAGAGCGUUCUAUCAUGUUAGACCACGUCAGAUAAAUGAUACUGUAACUAAAUUACUUAAUUCAAAAAAUGACCCAUUAAUUAAAAACAAAGAUAAUAUUAGAAAUAAUGAUAAAAUUCUUAAACUACCUCGAGGUACUCGUGAUUAUCAUCCAAAUCAAAUGAAAAUUCGUGAAGAAGUCUUUAGUACAAUUAUCAAUUGUUUUCAACAACAUGGUGCUAAUACAAUUGAUACACCAAUUAUGGAGUUAAUUACUCUUUUAAAAGAAAAAUAUGGUGAAGAUGCCAAACUUAUAUAUGAAUUAAAAGAGCAAGAUGAGGAUGAAUCAUUAGCUUUACGUUAUGAUUUAACUGUUCCAUUAGCACGUUAUAUUUCACAAAAUAAAAUUUCUGCUAUGAAACGUUAUCAUAUCGGAAAAGUUUAUCGACGCGAUAGUCCAAAAAUGACACGUGGACGUUAUCGAGAAUUUUAUCAAUGUGAUUUUGAUAUUGUUGGCGCUUAUGAUGCAAUGGUACCUGAUGCAGAAUGUGUUAAAAUUAUUGCAGAAAUUCUUGAUAAACUUGCUUUAGAACAAUAUAAAAUUAAUAUCAAUCAUCGUAAAUUACUCGAUGCUAUUUUUACAGUAUGUGGUGUACCUGAUAAACUUUUUCGUUCACUUAGUUCAACAAUUGAUAAACUUGAUAAAAUACCUUGGGAUAUAGUUCGAAAUGAAAUGAUUAAUGAAAAAGGUUUAUUACCAGAAACAGCGGAUAGAAUUUGGGGUUAUGUUCAAAUGCAUGGUAAUGCGGAUUUAAUUAAUCAACUUCGAAAUGAUUCACAAUUAACUUCUCAAAAAUUAGCUAUUGAAGCUUUGAAUGAUCUUGAAUUACUCUUUCGUUAUCUAGCAUUAUUUAAUGUUACAGAUAAAAUUGUAUUUAAUUUAAAAUUAGCUCGUGGAUUAGAUUAUUAUACGGGUGUUAUAUUUGAAGCUGUUCUAACACAAUAUCAAUAUAAUCCUCAAUUAGAUGAUGAUCAAAUAGCAGUUGGAAGUAUUGCUGGUGGUGGAAGAUAUGAUGAACUAGUACAAAAACUUGACCCCAAACAAAGAUAUGUACCUUGUAUUGGUUUAAGUAUUGGUGUUGAAAGAAUAUUUGCUAUAAAAGAACAUCAAUUAACAGAAUCGAAAAUUCAAUCAAAAAUAAUUUCAACUGAAAUUUAUGUAGCAUCAGCAGAAAAGAAUUUCUUAGAAGAACGAAUGAAAUUAUGUACUUAUCUUUGGGAAAAUGGUUUUAAGACAGAAAUGGCAUAUAAACGUAAUCCAAAAUUAUUAGAUCAAUUACAAUAUUGUGAAAAAAAUCAAAUUGAAUUAUGUAUUAUUAUCGGUAGUUCAGAAUUACACGAUGGUACUAUUAAAAUGCGCAAUGUGAUGACUCGAGAAGAGUCUAUUAUUCCACGAGAACAAUUAGCUGAACAAUUACGUAAUCAUCUUAUCAAAGUUCGACAACGAUUAACAGAAAAUAAACAACAAUAA